This is a messenger RNA of Pochonia chlamydosporia 170, 1047 nucleotides long. RefSeq names its product alcohol dehydrogenase superfamily, zinc-type. Gene Ontology annotation, cellular component: mitochondrion. Gene Ontology annotation, molecular function: oxidoreductase activity. NCBI's taxonomy places the organism in Eukaryota, Fungi, Ascomycota, Sordariomycetes, Hypocreales, Clavicipitaceae. The transcript has a single exon. The record is from RefSeq and is a predicted model, not a curated record. Bases 1 to 1047 code for a protein of 348 amino acids.
AUGACGUCUAUCGCACUACCGACCGCCAUGAAAGUUGUCCACCAACCAGACCCAAAAUCGAUCGAUUUGGUUCUCGAAGAUGGACCACUGCCUCAACCAUCUCACCCAGAAGACUGCAUCGUCAAAGUAUACGCUGCCACGCCCUGUCUAAAUGAGCUCCAUUGGGAAGUGUGGUUUCCUUCAGUCUUCAGCCCUGGUCGAGAACGCGUACCGUGUACAGAGGCAGCCGGAGUCAUAGCACAUAUCCCGGACGCCGGGUUAGCCAAAUCAUUUGGGUUCAAGGUCGGAGAUGAGGUAUUCUUCCGCAUUAACCCUUCGCAGACUGGGAAUCUGCGUGAAUACACCUUGGCUCGGUUGUCGCAAAUUGCACAUAAGCCUAAAAAUAUGAGCUGGGUCGAGGCCGGCGCAACUCCUCUAAGCGCACUCACGGCGUGGCAAGGCCUCUUCCAACAUGGCAUUUUAGAUUCUGGCGCAAUUUCCGGGACUGAUGAGACUGUUAGGGAUAAUAAGAAUGAGAAUCUUAAAGUUCUCAUAACAGGAGCAUCAGGGGUGGUAGGCAGUUUCGCGGUCAGAUUCGCAGCGCUUGCCGGCGUCAGUCAGAUUAUCGGUGUUGCGAGUGGUUCAACGGCCGACUUUGUGCAACAGUUAGGCGCAUCGGAAAUAAUCGAUUACAGAAAGCAGAGCAUCUCUGAAUGGGUCGCGCAAGACCCGGCGAACAGAGAAGUUGACCUCGUCCUUGAUUGUGUCGGCGGAAAAACAUUGUCGUCGUCCUGGUCUGCUGUCAAGAACGGCGGAGUUUUACUCAGUGUCGCAGGUGACCCAGUUGAAGCAAAACCCGAAUCUUGCGACAAGAAGCUCCGGGAGGCUAAAUGGUAUCUUGUCGAGCCAAAUGGAAAGCAUCUUCAAGCCAUCUCUAAGCUUAUUGAAGCUGGGAAGUGCACAACAAAGGUGGAUAGUGCUGUGGACUUUGCCGACUUCCAGAAAGCGUUUGAUAAGGUUGAGAGCAAGCAGGCGAAGGGAAAAGUCGUUAUCAAAGUUGUAAGCUGA